AUGUCGACUGAUAAGAUCACUUUCCUCACCAACUGGCACGCUACGCCUUAUCAUGCGCCGCUGUACCUAGCCCAGGCCAAGGGAUACUUUAAGGAGGAGGGAAUCAAGGUUGCUCUUCUUGAGCCCAACGAUCCUAGUGAUGUCACUGAGAUCAUUGGUACUGGCAAGGUCGACCUUGGCUUCAAGGCCAUGAUUCACACUCUGGCUGCCAAGGCUCGAAACUUCCCCGUCCAGUCCAUCGGUAGUCUUCUCGACGAGCCAUUCACUGGCGUCGUCUACCUCAAGGACUCUGGCAUCACCACCGACUUCCGCACCCUCAAGGGCAAGCGCAUCGGCUAUGUUGGUGAAUUUGGUAAGAUCCAGAUUGACGAGCUUACCUCGCACUACGGCAUGACUCCUGAUGACUAUACUGCCGUGCGCUGUGGUAUGAAUGUCUCCAAGGCCAUCAUCAAGGGCGAGAUCGAUGCCGGUAUUGGUCUGGAGAACGUCCAGAUGGUUGAGCUCGAGGAGUGGCUCUCUGCCCAGGGCCGUCCCAAGGAUGAUGUUCAGAUGCUUCGCAUCGAUGAGCUCGCAGAGCUUGGCUGCUGCUGCUUCUGCACCAUCCUCUACAUCGGUAACGAGAAAUUCCUCGCCGAGAACCCCGAGAAGGUCCGCUCAUUCCUUCGUGCCGUGAAGAAGGCCACCGACUUUGUCCUCGCCGAGCCCGAGAAGGCCUGGGCUGAGUACGUCGACUUCAAGCCCGUCAUGGGCACCGCGCUCAACCGCAAGAUCUUUGAGCGCAGCUUUGCCUACUUCAGCAAGGACCUCAAGAACGUCAAGCGUGAUUGGGAGAAGGUCACCAAGUACGGCAAGCGUCUUGGUGUUCUGGACGAGAGCUUUGAGCCCAACUACACCAACUCGUACCUCGAGUGGACUCUUUCUGGAGAGUCUAGUGACCCUACUGGGGACCAGAAGCGUAUUGCUCAGCUUCAGAAGGACGUUGCUGCUUCUGGUGGCUUCCACCGUCUUCAGGCUGAGGUCAAGGCUUAAAUGAAGCUCGGGAUGAUACGAAGGAACAUGGUUUGACCUAGUACAGAUACAUAUCUGAUACACUCUCUUAUGGUCUGGAGGAAGCUACAAGGUCACUCGUUUAGCAGGCUCUGCCACACCAAUAUCAAGUAAACUUACUCUCGUAUUUUUAGUCCAUUUACGCGAAGUCUGUUAUCCCGUGACGAUGCUGGCCUUGGACUGGAAUGUUGACUGCCACGUUGAUGAACCGUUUCCGGCCAAACGGCUGGGCGGCUGGAUUAGCCGUUUCCUAAAAUA
This is a messenger RNA of Fusarium oxysporum Fo47, 1305 nucleotides long. Its product is annotated as NMT1/THI5 like-domain-containing protein. The record is from RefSeq and is a predicted model, not a curated record. The transcript is spliced from 3 exons. The coding region runs from base 1 to 1029 and encodes 342 amino acids. Gene Ontology annotation, biological process: thiamine biosynthetic process. Lineage: Eukaryota; Fungi; Ascomycota; Sordariomycetes; Hypocreales; Nectriaceae.